CGGUACUUGGUAUCGAAUAUUGAAUGCACCCGUCAAUGAUGCUGGAGCAGGCAAAGGAUCAAUGUUCCAAAUUUAUGCACAGCACAUACUGUGAGCUGGCAAACGUCGCUUUUAGGCCAGGGACCUUGAUGACAACAUUGAAAUCACUAUUGAUGCCGAAACUAGCUCAAAGAUUAAAUUCUUCUAUACCUUGGAGCGUUAUGUGGAGGACGAUAUGCAAGGAUCGUUGUGGUUGCUAAAAAGCAAAACCUUUGCUUAUGUGGAUAUGUUAUUAGCUCCGAAAUAUUUAUUCCAGGUUACGACAGACAAAGAUCAUGACAUCGAAAGCAAGCCCUUUAAGGCACUUCUGAAAACUCCACAGGAAAGAAGUGGAAUAGCUCUUCUAACGAGGUCGCACUUAUUUUGUUGUUCCGCAAGACGACGUCGAGGAGUUCAAGAAACAAAUUUUCAGGGUUGAGCAGAUCAUAUGGGUCUUAAACCUACAAAGGAACUUAAAAGUGUCUAGCAAUACGUUUGGGGAUUUAUCUGCGAGCAGAACUCAGGAAGAGACGCACAGCAGUUCUGUCAAGGUGAUGGGUUAAUGCGAAUUG
This is a messenger RNA of Lobosporangium transversale, 590 nucleotides long. RefSeq lists its product as hypothetical. NCBI's taxonomy places the organism in Eukaryota, Fungi, Mortierellomycota, Mortierellomycetes, Mortierellales, Mortierellaceae. The coding region runs from base 215 to 457 and encodes 80 amino acids. The record is from RefSeq and is a predicted model, not a curated record. The transcript has a single exon.